UCUCAUCUCAUUAAUCUCCUCUUUGGCUCGGGAGCGUUACAUGUCCAUCCGGCUCAUCGGGCUUUGGCUUUGGCUCUGGCUCCUCGCUAUGGCUAUUGAUCUGGCUCUGGCUCUUUCUUUGGCUCUGCCUCUGCCUCCGACCAACAGCCGCCCAUUGAUGCAACUUUCCAACAACCGCGGCAAGGUUCCGACUACAUGCGGCUUCAACGACGGAGGUGCCUGCACGACGAGUGGGGCAAACGCGGACAGUGGGCAUGGGGCGGGGUAAAGUGGGCUUGCCUUGCGACCUUGUUGAUCUCUGAUCUCAUCCCAAUCCGUAGGGCGGUGCCGAUAAGACAAGCCGUCCGCCCCACGCUGACCAUCCAUCUCAUGACCAUAUGAACUCGCUUAGUCCCGUC
Molecule: messenger RNA, 398 nt
Organism: Cutaneotrichosporon oleaginosum
Lineage: Eukaryota; Fungi; Basidiomycota; Tremellomycetes; Trichosporonales; Trichosporonaceae
Source: RefSeq, a predicted model, not a curated record